AUGUGCACAAUCUUCAAAUCUCACAAGCUAUGGGAUAUGGUUGAAAAUGGGUUUGAUCAACCUAAGAAGAAGGAAGAAGGAGAAGCUCUGACUGCAGCUCAAAAGCUUGCAAUGGAAAAGAAUGUUGCAAAGGAUGCUAAAGCUUUGGGACUGCUUCAAAAUGCAGUCUCUGAUGAUAUUUUUCCCAGAAUCGCUUUGAAGGAGUUAGCUAAAGAAGCAUGGGAAAUUUUGCAGCAAAAAUUUAGAGGAGAUAAGAAGGUAAGAUCUAUAAAACUCCAAGCACUUAGAAGGGAAUUUGAGUACACUCGUAUGCAAGAGGGUGAUUCCUUAUCCGAUUAUAUAACCAAGUUGCUUGAGUUAGUAAAUCAAAUGAAAGCAUAUGGGGAGGAGAUUACUGAUCAAAGGCUUGUGCAUAAACUUUUGAUUAGUUUAUCUAGGGAGUAUGAUUCUAUUGCUGAAGUAAUAGAAGAAACUAAAGACACUGAGACUAUAGGAGUUCAGGAGGUUAUAGGCUCCUUGAAAUCCCAUGAACAGAGGCUGCAAAGGCACACUGAGAAAAUGCCAGAAAAGGCGUUCUCUAGCCUAAGUGUAAGUCCCAGAGAACAAUCAAACUCAGGACAAGGUGGUAGCUCAAAAUCUAAGAAGAGCUGGAAAUCACAGAAAGGGAAGAAAUGGGAUGCAGAGCCUGAAAACAAUUUUAGGAAGGAAAAUCAGAAUGAAGGGGCGAAGGUUCCUUGCAAGACAUGUGACAAGCUGCACUAUGGUGCUUGUUGGUUCAAAGGCAAGCCUAAAUGCUAUAACUGUGAUAAGUUUGGUCACUUGGCAAAGGAAUGCAGAGGCAAAUUAGCUCAGACAACUCACUAUGCAACACAUAAGGAGGAAGAAGGUACAAUGUUUUAUGCAUGUCAUUCUGCUUCUAUAGUGACAAACAAUGAUGUGUGGUAUGUGGAUAGUGCUUGUAGCAACCACAUGACCUCACAUGAAUCCCUUCUAAUUAAUGUAGACACUAAUGUCACUACAAAGGUAAAAAUGGGCACAGGGGAACUGGUGCAGGCCACUAGAAAAGGGACUUUAGUAAUUACCAAUAAAUAUGGGCCUAGACAUAUCAAGGAAGUCAUGCUUGUACCAAGUCUUGAUGAAAACUUGCUUAGUGUUGGCCAAAUGGUGGAGCAUGGUUAUUUUCUGUUGUUUGGUAACUCAAUGGUGGAGAUAUUUGAUGAUAAAUCAUUGGACCAUCUUGUUGCUAGAGUUCCAAUGACAAGGAAUAGAUGUUUCCCAUUUUCUUUGAAGUAUGAAAAGUCUGUAGCUAUGAAGGUCACUAUGGAAGACACUCCAACUAAGAAACACUAUGGAGCAGCUAAGAGGGUGCUGAGGUAUAUCCAAGGCACAAUUGAUUUUGGUAUAGAGUAUCAGAAGGGAAAAGAAGCUGUCCUAAUUGGAUUAUGUGAUAGUGACUGGAGUGGAAGCCAAGAUGACAUGAGAAGUACCUCAGGCUAUGCCUUCUCUUUUGGCAGUGGAGUGUUCUCUUGGGCAUUAGUCAAGCAACAUAGUGUUGCUCUGUCCACAGUUGAAGCUAAGUAUGUUAGUGCAAGUGAAGCUACUACACAAGCUAUAUGGUUAAGGUUUGUUCUAGAGGAUUUUGGUGAAUUGCAAGCUGAUGCAACUCCAUUAAUGGUGGACAACACUUCUGCCAUUGCAAUGACUAGAAACCCAGUCUUUCAUCAAAAGACCAAGCACAUAAAUCGCAAGUACCAUUUCAUCCGAGAUGCUCUACAAGAUGGUGUAGUGGAUUUAAAAUAUUGCAAGUCUGAAGAACAAGUGGUUGACAUCUUCACCAAAGCUUUGCCUAAAGAUCGAUUCAACUAUUUGAGAGGAUUGCUUGGUGUUAAACCAGUUAACAAUUUAGAAGGGAAUGUUGAAAUGUAA
Molecule: messenger RNA, 1926 nt
Organism: Prunus persica (peach)
Lineage: Eukaryota; Viridiplantae; Streptophyta; Magnoliopsida; Rosales; Rosaceae
Exons: 1
Coding region: 1-1926 (641 amino acids)
Molecular function (GO): nucleic acid binding; zinc ion binding
Source: RefSeq, a predicted model, not a curated record